CUCCAUCCUUCUGACCAAAGGCCUUUUCCAUGAGGGCAUUUUAUUUUGACUCUGCGCAGUGAGCUACUCUGCUUUAAGAACAAUUUAUCAUGGAAUCUGAAGCCUUAGAAAUUUGCCCUUACAACCAUCACCACAUCCCGCUCAGAUUUCAGUACCACCUGGCAUCGUGCAGGAAAAAGAACCCCAAGAAAGCCAGGAUGGCCAGCUGCAAACACGCCUGCCAUGCAGUCCUCACGACAAAGCCGGAGCCCAAGGCAGCCCGUGUCAACAGAAGCCGCACAAAGGAAGGGGACAGCUUGAGCCCUCUGAAAAUUAGCUUUCCAAGUGCAGAGCAGAAUGGAAGCGCCCCUCCAGUGUCCCAGCUCCCCAACCCUGAAGUCUGGAACGUUGACGACACUAACAGCCAUCCCAUGUUUGUCUUUAGGAUUUCUGUUCCCCAAAAGCUUGUUUGUGAAAAUGAAGAGUCAGAGAGAGAGAGGACCACCUUCCUCACCCCUACCACCUCCCAGAAGGUACUGCAACCAGGAGAGUAA
Miniopterus natalensis is the source of this 533-nucleotide messenger RNA. NCBI's taxonomy places the organism in Eukaryota, Metazoa, Chordata, Mammalia, Chiroptera, Miniopteridae. The record is from RefSeq and is a predicted model, not a curated record.